CAAGGCGAAUUUAAAGAACGCGUGAUUUCGCCAAUCAGAACAAACGCCGCUUUUUAUCAAAAACAAAAAUAUUUAAUUUUUUUGAUUAAAAAUGAGUGCUUCUCCAGCGAAGAAACCAAAAUUUGCUAAUUCUAAACACAAGUUUUAUGCCAAACAGAAUAAGCGGUUAUACUUGCAGGCAGGACACCGUGGAUUUAUGGCCACUUGCAAUUUCCGUGAAAGAGAUUGUUUACGUGAAGCUUAUAAUCUGCUCAACCACUAUGCCGAUGAGUUGUAUGGUCCGCCCGAAAAGAACGAAAAGGAUCCGGCAUUGGACGAUGCAGUUGAGACUGAAGAAAAUAAUGAUAUAACAGACGAUUUACAAAGAGAGGUCGAUGCUACAAAAGUAAAAAAACAAAAUAGGGAUUUGGCUAGACAACGUUUUCAAGCCGUGGAUACAGGAGCAACAAAUUGCAUAUUUGUACGCACUUCUUUACCAGACCCAGUGGAAUUAGGCGCACGUAUUAUCACCGAUAUUGCACGAACGCGAGAGCAGAAAACUCGUUUCUUGCUACGAUUAGUACCUGUAGAAGUGGUGUGUCGCGCAAAUAUGGUAGAUAUUAAAAACGCUGCUGGUGAACUGUUUGAUAAGUAUUUUUUAAAAAAGGGCACCACAUUUGCCAUUGUUUUCAAUAAACGUUACAACAAUGACCUGAAACGUGAUGAUAUUAUACGUGAUCUAGCAGCACUUGUAGAAUCAAAGAACAUAAAAAAUUCUGUAGACCUUAAGCAAGCCGAAAAAACUAUAUUGGUUGAAGUGAUAAAGGGGUUGUGUUGCAUAUCGGUACUGGAUGGAUAUUUGAAAUAUAAAAAAUUUAAUUUGGUAGAAUUGGCAAAUGGUAAGGAAAAUAACUCGGCGGAACCAAAAGAUAGCAAGGACAAUGGAGUAAUAUCGCAAGCUACUGAGGCCAAUGAAACGGAAGAGAAGCAAAAUACCGUGGAAAACGAUACUAAACAAAAUACAGAUAACAAAUCGUAUGAAAAAGAUGAUAAACAAAAUAUUGAAAACGCAAAACCAGGUAGCUUAAAUGAUAACAAUGAUAAACGGGUUGCUGAAUCCGAUAAUUUAGAUAAAAAAGCUGAAGCAGCAAAGUAAGAAUAAAUUGAAAAGUGGGAAACUGAUUUGUAAUGAAAUAUUUUUU
Molecule: messenger RNA, 1181 nt
Organism: Ceratitis capitata (Mediterranean fruit fly)
Lineage: Eukaryota; Metazoa; Arthropoda; Insecta; Diptera; Tephritidae
Product: THUMP domain-containing protein 1 homolog
Exons: 1
Coding region: 92-1135 (347 amino acids)
Biological process (GO): tRNA modification
Molecular function (GO): RNA binding
Source: RefSeq, a predicted model, not a curated record